CGAUGUCUGAGACGCACUUCGGCGCCGGAGCCAGUCUGUCGUCCCCGCCCAGUCUCCGCUGACGUGAUCCUGCUGCUUCUUCUGCGCGAGUGGCCUUCGUAGUCGCACUUACUGCAGCAAGAUGUACCUCCUCGUUAUUGCUGCGCUCCUGAUACCGCUGCUGUUGCACUACUGGUGGAGCAUCUGGCAGUUCUCCAAGAGGAACCUGCCUUUCUCCUGGCCGCUACCCGUGGUGGGGAACAAUCUCAGGACCUUGUUCCGUUGGACUACGUUUCCUCAUCAUGUUCUGGACCUGUACAACAAAUUUAAAGGAUAUCCAUACUGCGGUGUGUUCGAUUUCUCUUCUCGAUUGGUUAUGAUAAGAGAUCCGGAAGUCAUCAAGAACAUUACAGUGAAGGACUUCGACCAUUUCACUGAUCAUCGAACUGCAAUCCCAGAGGAAAUUGAACCCAUGAUGGCCAGAAAUGUGUUUAGUUUAAAAGGCCAAAAAUGGAAAACUGCAAGAACUACACUGUCGCCUGCCUUCACUUCCAGCAAGAUGAAGUACAUGUUCCAGCUUGUAUCGGUAUGCGGUAAACAACUGACGAGUCACAUUGACAAGCAGCUUCAGCAAGAAGAAGGUGGUGUUCUGAAGGUGGACCUGAAGGAUUUCUACACACGGUUCACAAAUGACGUCAUCGCCACUACUGCGUUCGGCAUCAGCUGCAACUCCCUCGAAGAAAAAAACAACACUUUCUACAAAAUGGGGCGGAAAGUAACACGCUUUAGUAGAGAAACGUUAUUACGUUUUCUUGCAUGUAUGUCAUUUCCUAAAAUAGUGAAGCUGCUCAAAAUGAAAGUGUUUCCGGAGGACGCCAUGAGUUUCUUCAAGCAUCUGAUAAAUGACACUGUCGAAACCAGAGAAAAUAAGAACAUAAUCCGUCCGGAUAUGAUCCACUUGAUGAUGGAAGCCAGGAAAGUACAGAAAGAUCUCACUAAUGACGACAUUGCUGCCCAGGCAUUUAUUUUCUUUUUUGCCGGAUUUGAGACAACUUCAACGUUGUUGUGUUUCUCAACGCUGCUGCUAGCCAUGCACCCUGAAGUGCAAAAGAAGCUUCAAGGCCACAUUGAUGAAGUAUUCGACGACGAGGAGCAGACCAUCACGUACGAGGCCCUGCAUGAACUGGCCUACCUGGACAUGUUCAUUUCGGAAACGCUGCGUCUUUACGCCCCGGCCAUCGCGACCGACCGCGUGUGCGUGAAGAAGUACACGAUCCCGGCAGCCGAGGGCAGGCCCCAGCUGACGAUAGAGGAAGGCGAGAUCGUCUGGAUCCCCGUCAUCGGUCUGCACAUGGACCCCGAGUACUUCCCCGACCCUAGCAGCUUCCGGCCGGAGAGGUUCAGCGAGGAGAACAAGCACGACAUUAAGCCCUUCACGUACCUUCCCUUCGGCGUGGGACCUCGCAGCUGCAUCGGUAAUAGGUUCGCUCUGAUGGAGACGAAGGUGGCACUGGUCCACUUGCUGUCUAGAUUCGACUUCCAAGUUAUCGACAAGACUCCACUCCCUAUUAAACUCACCGACACUAUGCAAGUUGAAGGAGGAUUUUGGCUCGGGCUAGCACCUAGGAAUAAGCCAACAACACAUAGUGGCCUUCGUAGUCGCGCUUACUGCAGCAAGAUGUACCUCCUCGUUAUCGCUGCGCUCCUGAUACCGCUGCUGUUGCACUACUGGUGGAGCAUCUGGCAGUUCUCCAAGAGGAACCUGCCUUUCUCCUGGCCACUACCCGUGGUGGGGAACAAUCUCGGUACCUUGAUCCGUCGGAAUACGUUUCCUGAACAGAUUCUGAAAAUGUACAAUGAUUUCAAAGGACACCCAUACUACGGCGUAUUCGAGUUUACUUCUCGAAUUGUUAUGAUAAGAGAUCCGGAAGUCAUCAAGAACAUCACAGUGAAGGACUUCGACCAUUUCACUGAUCAUCGAACUGCAAUCCCAGAGGAAAUUGAACCCAUGAUGGCCAAAAACGUGUUUGGUUUAAAAGGCCAAAAAUGGAAAACUGCAAGAACUACACUGUCGCCUGCCUUCACUUCCAGCAAGAUGAAGAACAUGUUCCAGCUUGUAUCGGAAUGCGGUAAACAAUUGACGAGUCACAUUGCCAAGCAGCUUCAGCAAGAAGAAAGUGGUGUUCUGAAGGUGGACAUGAAGGAUUUCUACACACGGUUCACAAAUGACGUCAUCGCCACUACCGCGUUCGGCAUCAGCUGCAACUCCCUCGAAGAAAAAGACAACACUUUCUACAAAAUGGGACGGAAAGUGACACGCUUAAGUGGAAAAACGUUAUUUCUUUUCUUUGCGUGUAUGUCGUUUCCCAAUUUAUUGAAGCUGCUCAAAAUUAAAGUAUUCCCAAAGGACGCCACGAGUUUCUUCAAGCAUCUGAUAUACGAUACGAUCGAAACCAGAGAAAAUAAGAACAUAAUACGCCCGGAUAUGAUCCACUUAUUGAUGGAAGCCAAGAAAGUGCAGAAAGAUCUCACUAAUGACGACAUUGCUGCCCAGGCGUUUAUUUUCUUUUUUGCCGGAUUUGAGACAACUUCAACGUUGUUGUGUUUCUCAACGCUGCUGCUAGCCAUGCACCCUGAAGUGCAAAAGAAGCUUCAAGGCCACAUUGAUGAAGUAUUCGACGACGAGGAGCAGACCAUCACGUAUGAGGCCCUGCAUGAACUGGCCUACCUGGACAUGGUCAUUUCGGAAACGCUGCGUCUGUACACCCCGGCCGUCGCGACCGACCGCGUGUGCGUGAAGAGGUACACGGUCCCGGCGGCAGAGGGCAGGCCCCAGCUGACGAUAGAGAAAGGCGAGAUCGUCAUGAUCCCCGUCAUCGGUCUGCACAUGGACCCCGAGUACUUCCCCGACCCUAGCAGCUUCCGGCCGGAGAGGUUCAGCGAGGAGAACAAGCACGACAUCAAGCCCUUCACGUACCUGCCCUUCGGCGUGGGACCUCGCAGCUGCAUCGCUAACAGGUUCGCUCUGAUGGAGGCGAAGGUGGCCCUCGUUCACUUGCUGUCCAGAUUCGACUUCCAAGUUAUCGACAAGACUCCACUGCCUAUUAAACUCACCGACGCUAUGCAAGUUAAGGGAGGAUUCUGGCUCGGCCUGGCACCUAGGAAUAAGCCAACAACACAUUAAAAUUGUCAUAACUCAAGAUGAAUGACUAUAUACAAAAUAUUAUAUUUUUAACAUGGGUUAUUAUACAUUGUUGUCUUUUUGGUGUAUAAAGUGAUAUUUUUUUAGUCAAA
Molecule: messenger RNA, 3273 nt
Organism: Bacillus rossius redtenbacheri
Lineage: Eukaryota; Metazoa; Arthropoda; Insecta; Phasmatodea; Bacillidae
Exons: 15
Coding region: 122-3163 (1013 amino acids)
Molecular function (GO): oxidoreductase activity, acting on paired donors, with incorporation or reduction of molecular oxygen; heme binding; iron ion binding
Source: RefSeq, a predicted model, not a curated record